Messenger RNA from Rattus rattus (black rat), 625 nucleotides. Its product is annotated as transcription factor BTF3-like. The record is from RefSeq and is a predicted model, not a curated record. NCBI's taxonomy places the organism in Eukaryota, Metazoa, Chordata, Mammalia, Rodentia, Muridae. Gene Ontology annotation, cellular component: cytosol; nascent polypeptide-associated complex. Bases 105 to 590 code for a protein of 161 amino acids. The transcript has a single exon.
AUCUUGCGUCCCCGCGUGUGCGCGCCUUCUCUCAGCUGGUCUGCCCGAGACCCCCUGAGCGCGAACCUUAGUCCCCCGCGCGGCCCCAUUUCCACUCCGACAAGAUGAAAGAAACGAUCAUGAACCAGGAAAACCUCGCCAAACUGCAGGCACGAGUGCGCAUUGGUGGGGAAGGAACUGCUCUUAGAGAGAAGAAGGUGGUUCCCAGAACAGCCACGACAGACGAUAAAAAACUGCAGUUCUCCUUAAAGACGCUAGGGGUAAACAACAUCUCUGGUAUUGAAGAGGUGAACGUGUUUACAAACCAAGGAACCGUGGUCCAUUUUAACAACCCUAAAGUUCAGGCGUCUCUGGCAGCAAACACCAUUCCAGGCCACGCCGAGACAAAGCAACUGACAGAAAUGCUUCCCGGCACCCUCAACCAGCUUGAUGCAGACCGUCUGACCAGUCUGAGGAGACCGGCGGAAGCUCUGCCCAAGCAAUCUGUGGAUGGAAAAGCACCACUUGCUCCUGGAGAGGAGGAGGAUGAUGAUGAAGUUCCAGAUCUGGUGGAGAAUUUUGAUGAAGCGUCUAAGAACGAGGCAAACUGAACCGAAGCGACUUCUGAAGAAGGUGACACUUGGCA